GUUGUUUCUGCUUCAUCCAUGCUCUUAUAACUCUUUCGAUCCCCCUUCCCUCCUCAAGUGAGCCCCCGAGACCAACAAUCAUCGUGCAACUCAAUCAUACUCACGGUCCCCCGGCUUGACAAGACCACAUACCUUACUUUACCCAUAUAUAUUACUACCUUUAUUCUCCAUACGCAUCUCACUUGUGUCAGCCCACCCAUCGAUAAACCGGCCCUGUGAGCAUGUCACCGUCGGCCAUCUCGGACAACUACACUUCCUCCGGUGCGCCGGACUACGCGGUCCAGAGCCCCUCUUCCGACUUCAGCGGGUAUGACCACGUUACGUGGUGGGUGGGAAACGCUAAGCAGGCCGCUGGCUUCUACACCACCUUUUUCGGAUUCAAGACCAUCGCGUACCGCGGCCUCGAGACCGGCAGCCGGUACUUUGCCUCGUACGUGGUCGCUAACAACGACGUCCGCUUCGUGUUCACGUCGCCGAUUCGCUCGGCCAGGUAUCUGCCCGAGGAUGAACCCAUCUCAGCAGAGGACAAGCACCUGCUGCAGCAGAUGCACGAGCACCUGGAGAGGCACGGCGACGCUGUCAAGGAUGUGGCCUUCGAGGUAGACAAUGUCGACGGCGUGUACGAAAAGGCCGUGGCCGCGGGCGCCGAGGCCAUCCAGCCGCCCAUGACCAUGGGCGCCAUGGGUAACAACAAGGAGCAGGGCCACGUGCGCACGGCCGUGAUCCGCACGUACGGCGACACCACCCACACCCUCAUCUCGCGCCACAACUUCCGGGGCGCCUUCCUGCCGGGCUUCCGCGCCGUGAGCUCGACGUCGGCCACCGUCGCGCUGCCCGACGUGCCGCUGGCGCGCAUCGACCACUGCGUCGGCAACCAGGACUGGAACCAGAUGGUGUCGGCCUGCGCCUUUUACGAGCAGUGCCUCUCGUUCCAUCGCUUCUGGUCGGUCGACGACAGCCAGAUCUGCACCGAGUUCUCGGCGCUGAGCAGCAUUGUCAUGGCGAGCCCCAACAACCUCGUCAAGAUGCCCAUCAACGAGCCGGCGCCGGGGAAGAAGAAGUCCCAGAUCGAGGAGUACGUGCUGUUCAACUCGGGCCCCGGCGUGCAGCACAUCGCGCUGCUCACGCCCGACAUCAUCACGACGGUCGCCGCGCUGCGGGCGCGGGGCGUGCAGUUCAUCGACGUGCCCAAGACGUACUACGACACGAUGCGGAUGCGGCUCAAGACGGAGAAGCGGAACUGGGAGCUGAAGGAGGACCUGGAUGUCGUGGAGCGGCUGAACAUCCUCAUCGACUACGACGAGCGGGGGUAUCUGCUGCAGCUGUUCACCAAACCGCUGAUGGAUCGGCCGACGGUGUUCAUUGAGAUCAUCCAGCGGAACGAGUUUGACGGCUUCGGUGCCGGCAACUUCAAGAGCUUGUUCGAGGCCAUUGAGCGAGAACAGGCGGAGCGCGGGAACCUGUAACUAAUACUAUUUUUUGUACUCAAGGUAGUUUUGCUUUUUCAGCCCUGGGAAAACUAUACCGUUACAUGGACGUUACUCAUACCCAGCAUCUCUUGUCCCAUGAGCGGCUGCCCACCCCGGCAUAUGCGAGAAAUGAUGCCAGAAAAUCAAACCCAUAACUACAUGAUAUGCCCCGCCAACGCCGUCCGCAACCUGUUGAGUCGCUUAUCCAUCCGAUGCACCAGAUGUUUCAAAUAUAGUCUAGCCAAGUCACGCAACCCCGAUAGUUAACUGAUUGGAGUAGGCCCCG
Chaetomium strumarium is the source of this 1755-nucleotide messenger RNA. RefSeq names its product Glyoxalase/Bleomycin resistance protein/Dihydroxybiphenyl dioxygenase. Gene Ontology annotation, biological process: L-tyrosine catabolic process. Lineage: Eukaryota; Fungi; Ascomycota; Sordariomycetes; Sordariales; Chaetomiaceae. The transcript has a single exon. The record is from RefSeq and is a predicted model, not a curated record. The coding region runs from base 222 to 1466 and encodes 414 amino acids. Gene Ontology annotation, molecular function: 4-hydroxyphenylpyruvate dioxygenase activity.